UAUUACAACUGUUACAUGAAUGAGUUAACAACAAACACAGACUGUAACAUCACAGUAUAAUGACUUAGUGUUAAAAGUCAGGUAGAUUUACACGACUAACUGACUCCAGUCAUAAUAACAUGUAAUCUUGUAAGUCUACCUACUUAAUUAUUCAUCAAAUUAGUUCAUUAAAAAUCCGGAGACAUGUCUGGAUUGCUGGGUCAAGGCACAGACACAGUCAUUAUCUUAACUCGAAAAAUUUUAAUGUUCAACAUAACAAACUCAGUUCUCCACAUGUAAGUCAUUUAGUUAGACUAACGGUUUAGCCCUAGAGCUUUAAUUACAUUGUUAGAGUCAUAUAGUUCAUUGAUAACUUGACCUUUAUUGACAAUUCCCGCCAUUAUAAGCGCUGAGGGAGAUAGAGUAUUGACUAUUGAUUACUCUACCUUAGUCAGACUUAAAGAAAAAUUUCCAAUGAGUCACAUACAGCACUGCAGUGAUAGAAGCAGGUAGAUACAUACACAGUGAUUGUCUCAUAGACAUACAGGGCAUCAUACUUCAAGUUUUAUUUCAGUAUAAAGUUUUCAAGAAUAUAUUGUUCCAGGCUUAUGUUUUUAUGAUAAUAACUGAUUUGUGACAUGUUGUGGAAUUCGUUAGACAAUCCUAUGAUUAUGGGCUGUAAUAUAGGCUAAUGUCUAUUUCAUGGGGCUCAGGAAGGAGAGAGAUUCUUCGAAUUUAUGAAAACAUGAGUCUCCAGUUAACCUCCAUCACAAAGACCCCAGACCGUCUGGCCACUAAGGGAGCUGACUUCCUCAGGAGAGGCACCGCCAACACUGGCAUAUUUGCUCGUAGACGCAAGAGUGCAGUGGAACUUUUGGAAGCCUCCAAGUCAGAGUACGUAAAGAGCAUCAGCGUUUUAAACCACAAGCAGGAGCUGAAGCACCCAGAAGUACUACAUAUCGGGGACCAGUCAAACAGUUGCAUCUCUGGCAGCCGUCCUACUCGCCCGGUGUCUGAAUAUGGAUUAGGAUUAGACUCCGUGGAUCAUCGAGGUUCCCCUGCUUCAUCACAGAAAUCCACAGAGAAGACCGAUAUUAAAUGUGUUCAGAAGAAAAAUUCAAAUAGCUCGGUGCAUUCCGGUUCUUCCAAAAGAAUUCGACCUGUGAGUGCCAGUGAUCACAAACUAGGAUACAAUUGUGUCGAUGUGGGGAGAAAUGGAGUUAAAGAACAUGAAAAUCAUGUGUCUCCUGUGCUAAGUGAAAAUCACAAGUCAAAAGUCUGUGUGCCUGUGUCAAGUACUUCAAAGAAUAGAUACAAGGACCAUGGAUUAAGUAUGGAUUCCUCUUCAAAUGAAAAACCCAAACUUGCAGAAAAGCCCAAGCUCCCAGAUAGGCCAAAACUUCCAGAAAAACCCAAUAUUCCUGACAGACCUACCCCGCCUGUGAAAUCCAAGGACUUCUUAGUUCCUACUUCCUAUCAGUCUCUCAGUACAUCCGUUACCGUACUGGUGGAAAAACGGUGUGCAAGUCCUGCGACAAAAACAUCAGAAAAUGAAGCUGGUGUUCUAGUAAGGAGAAAAAAGACACUUCAUAGAUCUCAAUCCGACCUUAGUGGUCGACAUUCAAGGACAAGUUCUGACCUUUCUGACCUGAGUUCAAGACUAUCAAGAACAAGUACAGAACUCGAGAGAUUCUUUGAUGAAAUGGGAAUAGAUCGAUCAGUUUUGGACCCCAUGCUCAGACUUCAUCACAGAACUCAGAAUAGUGACAUGUUUGAGAGUCUCAGCUCCAUCGCCUCUGCUCCAAAUGAUAGGAGCUCCUGUAGCGAUGCUUCACAGGGCGGGGGAAUAUCAGAAACCGACAAAAAAAUUGCUGAAUGUAAUAGUAAACAAACUUCCGUAGUAGAAACAAAUGCUAGGAUAAUAAAAUGGUUGUGCAAUGUGAACAAGGCUCAAAAACCUAGUCAGCAGUCUUCAUCCUAAAGUUUAUGUUAACUGGUCAUAAAUAUUGUACACCUGUGAUAAAGCUGACAGGUGCAGUCUUUUAUCAGCAACCUCCUAAUGACUGUUUGGUUUCCUGCUGAUAGCAAGGGUUGCAUCUAAACACAAUUCAUUCCGUGAACUUGGAAGGUUGUUUUUCAUUAUGUGCUGGAACGUUUUCUACAUACAUUCAGACUUGGGGGGAAACAAUUUGAAGAGUAUGGAGUAUUCAUAAUGAUUUCAUUGAUGAUAAGAACCGUAAUUAAUAAAAACCCACAUAGGGUAAUUCAUAACAUGCAUGAAAAUGCUGCUAUUACACCCAGUGCACCCCAUCCAAUGGGUUGAAUCUUUCAGCCGAAGUACAGUUUUGAAUUAUUUUUUUAGGUAAUCAUAUUUUUGAAAGAAAAUUUAUUGAUGUUAAAUGAUGUUGAAAAUCAACAGUUUUAGCAUUUGAGAUUUACAACUAUAGAGCUGAAUAUUGUAAAAGUGGCUGGAAAAAUCAGUAGAUUGGUGCCUGCUCUGGUAACAAUAUCAAUUGAUUUUAUGCUUUGACAUGCAGCAUAUUGUGUUUAAUUGCUUAAGUGGACCAGUGAGGCAAGACCAAUUGAAGUGCAAUAUUUGUAUCAUAAAUUCAUGCUGUUGAAAGAUGCCAUUAUGUGUAAUGAAUAAAAUACAGUAACUGGGGAUAAAAUAUAAAUGAUGCAUCUAAUUUUGUAUGUGGUGAAUUGUGAAAUGUUUUUUAUCUGUCAGUGCCUUUGAAACCAAGAGGCUCCUUGCAGUGUAAAAUGCUUGUUGCCUUGCAAAUCAACUGUCUUCAGCUUUCUGGUGAUAUUCCUUAGGAUAUGUAAUUAAUGCAGUUUAAUUACUAGCUGCAAUAUUGUAGCCCUCUCUAAUGUAUUGGGGGGGGGGGGGGUUUCAAAAUAAAAAAUCGGAAAUAGCUACAUUAUUGCAGCUAUUUAAUUAAUUUUAGAGAAAUCUACUACAUAGGGGAUGGAUGUUGAAAUGCCAGACUGUCUGCUAAAGAAUCUAUAACAGUGUUUGUGUACUGACUGUAGUAUAAACUGCUACUGUGUAAUCAGUUAUUGUAAAAGAAUAAUCAAAUAUAUUCAGUGUUUAAAUAUACAUUUAUUUAAGAAGUAAAUUUUAUUUUUGAAAAUACAUGCUGGCGUGAACUGAAAUGGGUAUCAUUUUAAUUUUAAUUCCUAAAGACAUGGAAGUUAAAAACAUUGGAAAUGUACAUUUAGAAAUCUCGUUUUUGUUCAGGACUACAUGUGCAUUGCAUCUAUUAGUCAUUUGUAAUUCAAGAUUUCUCCGGAGUCAAAUUCGUUUCAAGAAAUUUUACUCAAUUGUUAAAAACAAAACCUCAAUGUUUAUAAAACCUUCAGGUUUUCAUUUGUAACAGAUAAUUAGACAUAAAAUUUGGACAGUUUCUGGACCAAGAACCAUUGGUUUUUAGAGAGGUCUUAUAUAUUUUAGUGCUGAAUGAUAAACAGAUGCUUUAGCUUUACCAUUGUAACAGCAUUAUUCUAAACCUGAUACCCAUAUUUUAUUGAUAUAACAUGAAUUUUUUAAAGCCACUUUCAUUGUUGGAAAAAUAAUGUUCUGCACUAUUGGUGUUUUAAUGAAACAUGUUACUUCCCUGGGAUUGGUUCAGUAUAAAUUUAAAAAAAAAUAAAUCUGAAAACUUGUCUCUUUAGGAUAAAGGGAAGUAAAUCUGUAAAUUCUAAACAGCAUAACAAUUGUGAUACAGAUACUGUGAUAGAUCUAAAAAAAAAUCAUAUCUCUAAAUUGUUAGUGCCUUCAUGUUUAGAGGCUAUUUUCAGCUACUGUCAGUCUUUAUUUGCACUUGUUAUUCUCAAUGUGGUAGUCUUUGUAUCAAGGGCUUCUGUUGUUGGUACUGUAAUAAAAAUACCAGUCUAACUACUGGUUAGAUAUGCUGUCUUUGAAAUAUUAAAUUGGACAGAUAAUACAAUAAAAAUAAAACGACAA
Messenger RNA from Ostrea edulis (European flat oyster), 3946 nucleotides. Its product is annotated as protein FAM110B-like. The coding region runs from base 671 to 1960 and encodes 429 amino acids. The transcript has 4 exons. The record is from RefSeq and is a predicted model, not a curated record. NCBI's taxonomy places the organism in Eukaryota, Metazoa, Mollusca, Bivalvia, Ostreida, Ostreidae.